AACCGAUCCCUCCUUUCUCCAAUUCACCGGCCAUGGUCGAAAGGGAGCAAGUCCGGCCGCUAGCUCCGGCCAGUCACCGCCUCAGCAGCGAGGAUGAUAAGGUGACCAACCACCUCAGCCGCCUCCGCCGUCGCAGAUGCAUCAAGUGCUGGGGCUGCAUCGCCGCCACCAUCCUCAUCCAAGCCGCCGUCGUCAUCAUCCUCGUCUUCACGGUCUUCCGAGUCAAAGACCCAGUCAUCAAACUCAACGGCUUCACAGUCGACAAGCUCGAGCUCAUCAACGGCACUACCACCCCUGGCCCCGGCGUCAACAUGUCCCUCACCGCCGACGUCUCCGUCAAGAACCCCAACUUCGCUUCCUUCAGGUACAAAAACACCACCACCACCCUCUUCUACCGCGGCACAGUCAUCGGAGAAGCUCGAGGGCCACCGGGACAGGCCAAGGCCAGAAGAACCAUGAAAAUGAACGUGACUGUUGAGAUCAUUUCCGAUUCUCUCAUGUCGAAUCCGAGCUUGCUAACAGAUAUUUCUUCUGGGAUUCUGCCCAUGAACUCGUAUUCCAGGGUUCCUGGGAGGGUGAAGAUGCUGAAAAUUAUCAAAAAGCACGUGGUGGUGAAGAUGAAUUGUUCGAUCACAGUGAAUAUUACGAGCAGAUCGAUUCAAAAACAGAAGUGUAAGAGGGAUGUGGAUCUAUGAAAUUUUCUGGGUUCGUGUUUUUUCA
This is a messenger RNA of Vitis riparia (riverbank grape), 720 nucleotides long. Its product is annotated as late embryogenesis abundant protein At1g64065. The transcript has a single exon. The record is from RefSeq and is a predicted model, not a curated record. Bases 33 to 695 code for a protein of 220 amino acids. NCBI's taxonomy places the organism in Eukaryota, Viridiplantae, Streptophyta, Magnoliopsida, Vitales, Vitaceae.